Mucor velutinosus is the source of this 339-nucleotide messenger RNA. RefSeq lists its product as uncharacterized. Bases 1 to 339 code for a protein of 112 amino acids. The record is from RefSeq and is a predicted model, not a curated record. Lineage: Eukaryota; Fungi; Mucoromycota; Mucoromycetes; Mucorales; Mucoraceae. Gene Ontology annotation, cellular component: membrane. Gene Ontology annotation, molecular function: transmembrane transporter activity. The transcript is spliced from 2 exons.
AUGACAGCAUUGACAGCAUUAGCGCAAGAUUUUGAUCGGUUGGCGGUCUGCCGUACUCUGUUUGGUUUAUUUGAAGGAGGCACUUACCCUGCCAUCUUGCUGACUUUCAACACUAUGUAUCGACGUAGUGAGCAAUCAGCGGCUUUGGGGUUUGUGUUUCUUAGUAAUGCUGUAAGUUCCGUUGUGGGUACUGCUGCGUUUGUCGGCAUUGCCAAGAUGGGCAGCUCUCAUGUCGAUUGUCCCAACUAUUGGCUAUUGCGAAUCACACAAGAAGAAGAAACCAUCAUGCAAGAACGCACAAAGGACAACGCUGUGGUAAGAAUAUCCACUAUUGAAUAG